This is a messenger RNA of Puntigrus tetrazona (Sumatra barb), 13074 nucleotides long. Its product is annotated as ankyrin-3-like. Lineage: Eukaryota; Metazoa; Chordata; Actinopteri; Cypriniformes; Cyprinidae. Gene Ontology annotation, cellular component: T-tubule. Bases 389 to 12988 code for a protein of 4199 amino acids. Gene Ontology annotation, molecular function: protein binding. The transcript has 47 exons. The record is from RefSeq and is a predicted model, not a curated record. Gene Ontology annotation, biological process: protein localization to T-tubule; regulation of cardiac muscle contraction; signal transduction.
CCAGCUGGUGGCGAAGGAUACGCGCGUAAGAUUCUCCAUCCCAGCUGCCCUCCACCCAUUCUCUUUCUCUCAUCCCAUCCCGCUCUCCGCUGCGCUCCGUCCCGGCUGACUGCACGCUGGGGAUGGGUUCAGGUAGGGCCAGAAGGACCCGGGAAAAAAAGCGCCAGGAGGAAAGCACCGUCUCCUUGAACCGUUCAUCUCCUCUCACACAGUUUCCCAGCUUCAGCUCUUCGGUGGCUGCUCACAGGAACACAUAGACCCUACAGAAGCUGCUUGCUUGGGAGAGAUUUUUUUUUUUGUCUUUGUGCUUUAAUAGGAUUCCGUUCAGUCUUUAUUGACUGGAAGACACUUCACUUUAUGAAAGGAUAUCUCACUUGAGCUUUGCAUCAUGGCACACGCAGCAUCCCAGCUGAAGAAAAAAGCGGAUUUGGAACUUACAGCUGCCGAGGAAGAGAAAAAGAAGAAGCCCAGAAAAAGGUCCAAAGAUCCAAAGAAAAAGACUGACAGUAAUGCCAGUUACCUCAGAGCGGCCCGAGCUGGGAACCUUGAGAAGGCCCUCGAUUAUAUAAAGACUGGUGUGGACAUCAACAUUUGCAACCAGAAUGGGUUGAACGCUCUUCAUCUGGCAUCUAAAGAAGGCCACGUGGAGGUUGUGUCUGAGCUCAUUAAACUUGGUGCCGCUGUGGAUGCCGCAACAAAGAAAGGCAACACAGCUCUGCAUAUAGCAUCCCUAGCUGGACAGGCGGAUGUUGUCAAGGAACUUGUGAACAAUGGAGCAAAUAUCAACGCCCAGUCUCAGAAUGGCUUCACACCACUCUACAUGGCUGCCCAGGAAAACCACCUGGACGUUGUCAAAUUCCUGCUGGAUAACGGAUCCAGUCAGAGCAUUGCCACAGAGGAUGGUUUUACUCCACUGGCCGUAGCUCUCCAGCAGGGUCAUGAUCAGGUGGUGUCUCUGCUCCUGGAGAAUGACACCAAGGGAAAGGUGCGGCUACCUGCCCUGCAUAUUGCCGCUCGUAAAGAUGACACCAAAGCAGCGGCGCUGCUCCUGCAGAACGACCACAAUGCAGAUGUCGAAUCCAAGAGUGGCUUCACCCCUCUCCACAUUGCGGCUCAUUACGGUAAUAUCAAUGUAGCGACGCUGCUUCUGAACCGAGGGGCUGCCGUAGACUUCAAGGCAAGGAAUGACAUCACACCUCUCCAUGUGGCAUCGAAAAGAGGAAAUGCCAACAUGGUCAGGCUGCUGCUGGAGAGAGGAGCCCGAAUCGACGCCAAAACCAAGGACGGCCUGACACCUUUACAUUGUGGAGCGAGGAGCGGUCAUGAGCAAGUAGUUGAGAUGUUACUUGAUCGUGGAGCACCCAUCCUCUCUAAGACAAAGAACGGCCUUUCACCGUUGCACAUGGCCACGCAAGGAGAUCAUCUGAACUGCGUUCAGCUCUUGCUUCAUCAUGACGUGCCCGUGGACGAUGUCACCAAUGAUUAUCUGACAGCCCUGCAUGUCGCUGCACACUGCGGACACUACAAAGUUGCCAAGGUCCUCGUGGACAAGAAGGCCAAUCCCAAUGCCAAAGCACUGAAUGGUUUCACACCGCUUCACAUCGCUUGCAAGAAGAACAGGAUUAAAGUGAUGGAGCUGCUGCUGAAACACGGAGCGUCCAUUCAGGCUGUGACUGAGUCUGGACUCACGCCGAUUCAUGUGGCCGCUUUUAUGGGCCAUGAAAACAUUGUGACUCAGUUGACAAAUCACGGAGCGUCUCCUAACACAAUGAAUGUGAGGGGAGAGACGGCGCUUCAUAUGGCUGCCAGGGCUGGACAGGCAAACGUGGUGAAAUUUCUGGUGGCGAAUGGAGCAGAUGUGGAUGCAAAAGCCAAGGACGAUCAGACCCCGCUGCAUAUAUCCAGUCGCCUGGGAAAGCCAGAUAUAGUUCAGCAACUGCUGCAACAUGGGGCUUCACCUGACGCCACCACCACAUCUGGAUACACGCCGCUCCACCUGGCCGCCCGCGAUGGCCACAAAGACGUGGCAUCCAUCCUGCUGGACAAUGGAGCAUCUCUUGGCAUCACUACCAAGAAAGGAUUCACUCCCCUGCAUGUUGCAGCCAAAUACGGGAAGAUUGAAGUUGCUAAAUUACUGCUACAGAAGCGAGCACCACCUGAUGCAGCUGGAAAGAGUGGACUAACACCACUGCAUGUUGCUGCACACUACGAUAACCAGAAAGUGGCCCUCCUUCUGUUGGAUCAAGGAGCAUCUCCACACGCUGCAGCGAAGAAUGGCUAUACUCCACUUCACAUAGCUGCCAAGAAGAACCAGAUGGAGAUAGCGACCACACUGCUCGAGUAUGGAGCUGAUACCAAUGCCACGACACGCCAGGGCAUCAGUCCUCUCCACCUGGCGGCUCAGGAGGGCAAUGUUGAUAUGGUCACGCUCCUGCUCGCCCGUGAAACUGCCAUCAAUCUAGGAAACAAGAGUGGACUGACCCCUCUUCAUCUGGCGGCUCAAGAGGAUAAAGUCAGUGUUUCAGAAGUGCUGGUUAAUCAUGGUUCCACAAUCGACCCAGAGACUAAGAUGGGAUAUACACCCCUGCAUGUGGCCUCUCACUACGGCAAUAUAAAGAUGGUGCACUUCCUCCUGAAGAACCAGGCUAAAGUCAAUGCUAAAACUAAGAAUGGAUACACACCUCUUCAUCAGGCUGCUCAGCAGGGUCACACACACAUCAUUAACCUUCUCCUGCAGCACGGAGCUUCUCCUAAUGAGCUGACAGUGAAUGGAAACACUGCCUUAGCUAUCGCCAGGCGUCUGGGUUACAUCUCUGUGGUUGACACACUCAAAGUCGUGACAGAGGAGACACACACUACUGUGACUGUGACGGAGAAACAUAAAUUGAAUGUUCCAGAAACAAUGAAUGAGGUUCUGGACAUGUCUGAUGAUGAAGUUCGUAGAGCCAAUGUGCCUGAAAUGCUCAAUGAGGACUAUAUUUCAGAUGUUGAUGAAGGUGAAGAUGCGAUGACAGGAGACACGGACAAGUACCUGGGACCGCAAGACCUGCGAGAGCUCGGAGACGACUCUCUCCCUCAGGAAGGAUACGUGGGAUUCAGCGUCGGAGCCCGGACGGCCAGUCUGCGCUCCUUCAGUUCGGAUAGGUCCAACACACUCAACCGGAGCUCCUUCACCCGUGAUAGCAUGAUGAUUGAAGAGAUCCUGGCGCCGAGCAAGGAUACGCACCUGGCCUUAGCAAAAGAUUACAACGCAGACUCAAUGAGACGCUAUAGCUGGACUCCAGACACUCUGGACAACGUGAACCUGGUCUCCAGCCCAGUCCAUUCAGGGUUCCUGGUGAGUUUCAUGGUGGACGCUCGGGGCGGGUCAAUGAGAGGAAGUCGUCAUGAUGGGAUGCGUAUCAUCAUUCCACCCAGGAAGUGUCCAGCACCGACGCGAAUCACUUGCCGCCUAGCAAAGAGACACCGCCUAGCAUACCCUCCACCUAUGGUGGAGGGAGAGGGUCUUGUGAGCAGGCUGGUGGAGAUGGGACCAGCCGGGGCACAGUUUUUAGGGCCUGUGAUAGUUGAAAUUCCUCAUUUCGGCUCUAUGCGUGGAAAGGAGAGGGAGCUGAUCGUCCUACGCAGUGAUAAUGGAGAGACCUGGAAAGAACAUCAUUAUGACUGUAAAGUGAUGGAGCUCACCUCAAUCCUCAAUGGCAUGGAUGAGGAGAUGGACAGUCUAGCAGAGCUGGAGAAAAAACGCAUCUGCCGCAUCAUCACAAAAGAUUUCCCACAGUACUUUGCGGUGGUGUCACGCAUCAAACAAGAAAGUGAUUACAUGGGACCAGAGGGUGGAGUCCUGAACAGUGAGGCAGUUCCCAUGGUGAAGGCUGCCUUUCCCCAGGGAGCGCUCACGAAGAAGAUUCGAGUUGGACUACAGGCUCAGCCUGUGCCAGAAGACAUUGUGCGGACUAUCACUGGCAACCGUGCAUCCUUUAGCCCGAUUGUAACCGUGGAGCCCAGAAGGAGGAAAUUCCACAAGCCUAUUACAAUGACAAUCCCUGUGCCGCCCAGAGCCAAAGAGGCUGUUGCUAAUGGACGCAAAGGAGAGCCUGCCCCCUGCCUUAGACUACUCUGUAGCAUUACAGGUGGAACAUCCCCUGCACAGUGGGAAGACAUCACUGGGACCACUCCGCUCUCCUUUGUCACAGACUGUGUUUCCUUCACCACAAAUGUGUCUGCCAGAUUUUGGUUGGCAGACUGUCAGCAGAUCAGCGAGACUGUGGGUUUAGCAUCUCAGCUGUACAGAGAGCUGAUCUGUGUUCCGUACCUGGCCAAGUUUGUGGUGUUUGCUAAAAUGAUCGACCCCAUAGAGACCCGCUUGCGUUGCUUCUGCAUGACUGAUGACAAAGUCGACAAAACUCUGGAGCAGCAGGAGAACUUUGAGGAGGUGGCAAGGAGCAAAGACAUUGAGGUAUAUAUNGGUAAGCCCAUUCAUGUAGAAUGCUACGGCAACAUUACUCCUCUGGCAAAGAGUGGUCAGCAGCUCAUCUUCAACUUCUAUGCCUUCAAAGAGAACCGACUCCCAUUCAAUGUCAAGGUCAGAGAUAUGGGCCAGGAGCCGUGUGGGAGAAUCUCAUUCCUCAGAGAACCUAAAAUCGCAAAAGGCCUGCCACAGAGUGCAAUUUGCAACCUUAACUUUUCACUGCCAACACACAGGAAGGAAAUGGAGUCGGAUCCUGAUGAUGAGAAUGACAAAGAUCGACGACAUACCUUUGCUUCAUUAGCAUUGCGAAAGCGAUACAGCUAUCUGGCCGAUCCAGCAUCCAAAACAGCUGAAAGAGGCCAUAACACCACUCCAAAAACCACGGCGCAGCCUUCUGGCUACGCUUACAAGCCUGUCUUUACGACGCGCUCCUACCAGGCCUGGGCGACAAGCUCUCCCGUCAACGUUCCCAGCCAGGCGAAGUCUGGAUUUGGCUCCCUCUCCAGCUCCUCAUCGAACACCCCCUCAGCCUCCCCACUGAGAUCGGUGUGGUCUGUGAACUCUGCUUCUCCUAUCAAAUCCAUUAUUGGAGGUUCACCAGCAUCUUCCAUCAAAUCAGCCAGUGAUGUUGCAUCACCUAUUCGAUCUUACAGAACAAUCUCCUCACCAAUAAAAACUGUUGUUCAAGGUGCCCAGUAUCCAGUCCAAGCCUCCCCCACCCUUCUGUCUUCUCCAGGCAAGAGUGCCCCUGAUCCAGUUUCACUUAAAGGCCUCACAGGGCUCUCAGCCAGGACAUCUCCUGUACCAUCUGGUGGAACCUUGCUGGAAAGAUCCUCCAUUGCUAUGACUCCUCCAGCCUCACCUAAGUCUUCUCUAAACAUGUACAGCUCAAGUUUACCAUAUAAGUCUGUCGUAACCUCAAACCCUCCAGCAACCUGCUCCCCCAUUAAAACUGUCCCGGGAUUCUCCUCUAUCAGAACUAGCAAUGAUGCCUCUGCCAGAGGAUUUCUGUCAUCGCUCUCCUCACCAUUGAAAUCUGGCUCAGCCACUACAGCCGCUGCCCUGAUCAAUGGGACAGUCUCCCCAACCAAAUAUCGCUCCUCCUCCCCAACAACCCAUCUUACCAGCACUCUGCAGGAAAGAAUUCAAGCCACAACAAAUGCAGCAACAACAAGUGUAAACGCUGCAUUUGAUGAAGUGGAAAAAACCUUUAAUUCUUGCUCUGCUGGCUAUGGCACACUAAAGUCAGUGUCCUCCACUCCCUCAUCCUCUUACCAGUCUAUCCGUUCCUCUGCAUCAAGCUCACUGUAUGCCUCCCUAAGAUCCCCUCCAAAUUCUACCACAUCUGUAACUUCCAGUACUAUUACAGUUCCUGUCUAUUCUGUCAUAAAUGUCUUACCAGAACACCAGUUUAAAAAGCUCCCUGAAGUCUCCAUGUCAACAGCUGCUCUCCUGUCUCCCAGAAAGGCCAUGCCCCAAGAAGUUAACGCCCAGUCUCAGUCGUCUUUUGCCAGAACUUUGUCUCCCGUCAAAACUCCAAUGCACAUGUCCCCAGGAACAGUAAAAGCUACUACCUCUUCAUCCCCUCUGUCCAACAGCCAGGAGAUACUAAAAGAUGUGGCUGAAAUGAAAGAGGACUUGAUCAGAAUGUCUGCAAUUUUGCAAACUGAUACAAAUUCAAGCUCUAAAGGUUAUCAUUCUGACUCUAAGGAACAUAAAGUUGAAGAUGAGGAGCCUUUCAAGAUUGUAGAGAAGGUCAAACAGGACCUUGUCAAAGUCAGUGAAAUUCUUAGCAAGGAUGUUUUAAGGGAGAGUAAGGCAAAUAUUAAAAACAGCAAAACAGAAGAUGUUUUAGAGGAUGACAUAGAUGAUAAUCCACAAAAUGAAUGGAGAUGCCCACCUCGAUAUGAAACAUUAGCUCCUCAAGUCAAAACAAAACCAGUAUCUGAGAGAGAUUUUAACCUUGCUAAAGUUGUUGAUUAUCUUACCAACGACAUUGGCACAAGUUCUCUUUCUAAAAUAGCAGAGGCUAAACAAAGAACUGAGGAAGCAAGGAGAGAAGGAGAGGAGAAACAAAAACGUGUCCUGAAACCUGCAAUUGCAUUACAGGAGCACAAGCUCAAAAUGCCUCCAACCAAUAUGCGCCCUUCACCUUCAGAAAAAGAACUAUCAAAGCUUGCUGAUGCAUUGUUUGGCCCUGAAAUAGCACUAGACUCUCCUGAUGAUGUUUCCCAUGACCAAGACAAAAGUCCACUAUCAGACAGUGGGUUUGAAACUCGCAGUGAGAGAACUCCCUCUGCACCCCAAAGUGCAGAAGGUAUGGGGCCCAAAGGCCUCUUUCAGGAGAUUCCUCCUGUCAUCACUGAAACACGGACUGAGGUUGUUCAUGUCAUAAGGAGCUAUGAGCCUCCAGAGGAUCCUAAAGAGCCAGCAUUAGAAGAUUCUAGAAUGACAAAGCCUCAACUGCGAUGUGUAGACACAGAGCCUCGAUCACCUGGUGGGUCCAUCAAAGAAAGAGUUAAAGCUUACCAAGCCAGAGUCAAUGCAGAGGAUGAUGUGAUGAGCAAAGGUAUGCGGGUCAAAGAGGAAACUCACAUAACAACAACUACAAGAAUGGUAUACCACAAACCCCCCAUUAAAGAAGUUGCAUCUGAAAGGAUGGAGGAGACCAUGUCUGUACGAGACAUAAUGAAGGCCUUCCAAUCUGGGAAGGAUCCAUCUAGAGAGUUAACAGGCCUGUUUGAGCACAAAAGCAGCAGUGAAGGUUCAGAUCCAUCUGUUAGGCCUCUGGACCCAAUGCCCAAAGUCGAGCGGAUCAUUGAGGUUCACAUCGAGAAAGGCAACAAAGCUGAACCAACUGAAGUAAUUAUCAGAGAAACAAAAAAUCACCCUGAGAAGGAAAUGUACAUAUAUCAGGGCAAAAGUGGCAUGAAAGAAUUGCAAAAUAGGAUGGGCAGUGAGCAGCAUGACAGAACAGAACCUGAAGAAUCUCUUCCUUGUUAUCUGGACUCCAGAAUACACAUGCCUGCCUCUGUGGAGGAUGAUAAAACCUUAAAAUUGCUUAGUCAGCAGUCAGUGGAGUACAAUGAUGAUGAAUCAUCUGAAACAAGGGGAGAAUCAUACAAAUUUGCUGAGAAAAUGCUUCUGUCAGAUAAAUUUGACUCUUCCCAUUCAGACUCAGAUGAAUCUGUGAUUGACAGGUCUCGAUACUAUGGUGAGGCAACACAAAGUGGCUCAAUUAGAGAAUUCAUGCUAAAGCCUGAUAGGUCAGGUAGAUCAUCAGAAGAUGACAAUUAUGACAAACUCACUUUGCUGCAAUAUGCUUCUGAUCCUGAUAGUCCAAAAAAAUCUAUUUGGAUGAGAGUUUCUGAGGACGGGCAGAGUAAAAAUAGAGAGAAUCACAAAUAUGAAGACAGAGUAGACAGAACUGUCAAAGAGGCUGAGGAAAAGCUUAGCGAAGUUUCACAAUUCUUUCGUGAUAAAACUGAGAAACUGAAUGAUGAGCUUCAGUCCCCUGAAAAGAAACAUCGUAGACAAGAUGCAAGGGAGACUCGCUCUGGGCCCAGCUCAACACGUAGUAGUCCAGAGAGGUCAGUGCAUAGGACUGGAGAGGACUGGAGUAGAGACAGGUUUAGGGACAAGUAUGAUUCCCAUGACAGAAAAUGUGCCAGUCUACCAAGCAGUCCUGAAAGACGAGUCUUGCUUCGAUACAGUGAUGACCCAAAAAAGGGAGACAGCUCAUCUGCAAGCAGUGCAAGUGAAUCGUCUAAAUAUUUCCAGCCUUCAACAUCUAAGGUUAGCUCAGUAAGGAUGAAAUUUGAAUCAGAGGCCCAGAAACAAGAUAAAGGCCCACAAUGGGGACAAACUUCAGGAUCCCCAGUGCGGAAGCUGCAGGAAAGUAAGCUGCCUGUUUAUCAAGUUUUUUCAGGGGGGAAUCUCCCAAAGUCAGCAGAGUCUUCAGAAAGUGAGAGAAGCCCUAAAAAAGAUAGCGAGGUUGGGCAAAGUUACAAUGUACGAAAGGCUCAAGCAUAUGCCCAAAAUCAGCACAGUGAAAGACAGAGAAGUAGGUCAGAUAACUCUUCACCAAAACAUUACCAAAAUGUUUACAGUAAGGAGCAAAUUGCCAAUGAAGAUAGGAAAAUAUACAAAACAUGGGAAAACCAUGGCAAUGGGCAACUGAAAGGCCAAAAGACAAAGCUCACUCAUACUCUAGUGCAUGAUAGGAAAAAGGAUGACUCACAAAAUGAACAGCACUCAUUAAAAGAUGGAAACACUACAAAAGAAGAAACAACUAAAAAGAUAAUUUACACAGAGCUUGUAAUUCGAGAAGACCCUAGUAAUGCUGAAAAAUGCAAUGGUGCUCUAAAAAAAAACUCGGAAUCACAAAUUCCUCUUAGGGUUUCAUCUAGUUUUAUAGACCACCAUCAAAGUAGUACUUUAAAGUUAGAUUCCUCCAUUAAAUCUGAAAGAACGGGGUCUCACAUAGCCAGAAAAACACAGCACACUAAUUCUGGGGCUAGCAAAUCACCUAGUGAUGUGUCAUCUGUGGUGAGCUCAGAUUCUAGCAGGCAGAUUGUUAAUAUAGUCUGUAAUGGUGUGGAUGAUAACCAAGUUGAGUAUAUUGAAAAAGUUCCCCCGGGUGUCACUGCGGACAUCAAACCUCUUCCUGUGUAUGUCAGCAUUCAAGUAGGUAAACAGUAUGAGAAGGAAACUGCCACUGGCCAGUUAAGCACUUACAAAAAAGUUGUAAGCCAUGAGAGCAGGACAGUACAUGAAACCAGAGGAGCAUUUUAUUCUGUCAAACAGAAACAGCCAUCAUCUCCACAGGGAAGCCCUGAAGAUGACACGUUAGAGCAGGUUACAUUUAUGGACAGCUCAGGGAAGAGUCCGGUAACUCCUGAGACGCCUACCUCUGAGGAGGUCAGCUAUGACCUGAACUCCAGAGCUCCUGAGCCAAUCAUCGGUUCCAUGGCUGGCAUGCCUAGCCCGAUCCCAGAGGAGUCAGAAGAAGAAGAGCAGCCAAAGACCUUCAUUUACAGAGAAGUAUCAGCAGAGAAAGCCAAGUCUGCCAAUCAAACAACAGAGCCUUCAAAAAGAAAACAAGACUCGAAUGGAAAAAGGUCAAAAGACAAGCGCAUAGCUUACAUUGAGUUCCCACCACCACCACCUUUAGAAACUGAGCAUUCUGGCCCUGAAAAGAGGGGGUCAUGUCCUUCCUCAGAAGCAGAAACAGAGAUGAUGGAGGUGAACCUUCAAGAGGAACAUGACAGACAUCUCCUUGCAGAGCCAGUAAUCAGAGUCCAGCCUCCUUCCCCUCUUCCACCUGGAGCUGACAACAGUGACUCUAGUGAUGAUGAAUCUGUUUUUCAGCCUGCCCCACUUAAGAAAUACACCUUCAAAAUGGCAGAGGAGUGUGAGAAACGUGUUAAGCCUAGAAAACCAGAGAGAAACAGCUCACACCACAAAGAGUCUGGUAUCAAUGGUAUUGUCAAGGGAGAAGAGGUAGAAUGUGAACAGAAUGGAAAUGAUCAGUCUAUCACUGAUUGCUCAAUAGCAACAACUGCUGAAUUUUCCCAUGAUACAGAUGCCACUGAGAUAGAUUCUCUUGAUGGGUAUGACCUACAAGAUGAGGACGAUGGACUGAGUGACCCUAAAACAUCCAGCCUGUCGAAUGAGGGAAAAGCAGGAGAUCGGUCUUUCAGCCAGAGCAAACUUGAAGUGAUUGAAGAGGAGAGCACACCAAAUGAGGAAGCUGGGGAAAAGGCAAAAACUAAAAGGUCGUCUGGGAAGAAAUCAGACAAUGGGAAAGAGGAUAAAAUCUAUUCUUUGGAGGGAAGACACCCAGACAGGCAAGGUUUUGCAGACAAUUAUUUCAAGUAUCAACUCGAGGAGGACAUAAACACUACCUUUAAAACUGUGGCUACUAAAGGUUUGGAUUUUGAUCCAUGGUCUGGUAAAGAAGAGGAGGGAGCUUUUGAUGCUAAGAACAAAGAUGAAGAUCCGAAGCCCUGUGCUUUGUCAGUGGAAGACAAAUCUCAAGCUACCACGCCGGAUACCACUCCAGCAAGAACCCCAACAGAUGAGAGCACCCCAACUAGUGAGCCCAACCCUUUCCCCUUCCACGAGGGCAAGAUGUUUGAGAUGACCCGCAGUGGUGCUAUUGACAUGAGCAAGAGGGACUUUGUUGAAGAGAGACUCCAGUUUUUCCAGAUUGGUGAGCAUACAUCAGAUGGGCAGUCAGGGGACAAGGGGAAAGGGGACAGGAAUGCGGGGGUAGUUGCCUCUCACUCAAAGGCAGGGGAAAGAGCUGUAGAGGGGAAGGUAGAGGCCACCACAGAUUUAACACCAUCCAGAGGCAGCACAGUGCAAGGCAGUGCUGACUGCCUGGACGCACCUCCAUUCGCUGACACCACCUCAUGCACUGUCACAGCCUCCAAGGUCGACCCCAAAUUACGCACCCCCAUUAAGAUGGGCAUCGCAGCUUCCAUUACUAUAAAGAAAGACACUGGCUCAGCUGAACUGACUGAUGUUAAAACUGAGUCCUCAGACAGUCAGAUGCCGGAAUACAUUAGCUUGGAGUCUCAAUUAGCUGAAAGUCACUUUGAUAGCAGGCGCACUAACUCUUCCCCGACUGGCAGAAAAGAUUACCCAUCAGAAAACUACAAUAACAACAAUAACUUAGAGUCCUCCAAUGUGCAGGCCAACUACAUCCAGUGUGGUAGUGUAGUGUUCAAUUUGCAGUCAUCAUCUGAACCCACCUUACAGAAAGCUAGUAGAAUAGAAGCUCAGUUCUGUAGGGAGUCGUUGGAGAAAGCCAGUGCUGAGAGUUCUCAGGCUAAAGUAGUCUUGGAAAACAGGCAGCCCAAAUCUAGGCUCCCAGUCAAGGCAGCAGGUUUCAGUUUUAACACACUCAGUUCAGGGAAGCAGAAACCUAAACAGGUUGUGAGGCCAGAGGCAAGGAAAGUGGAUCCUGCAUCCAUAAUGCCUGAGCCCAAGUCUAGAAUACCUGUCAAGGACAUCAAAAGAAAUGGUCCAGCUAACUCAGCUGUCACAGCUCAGGUAGUUCCGAGGUCAAGUAAGCUCCCAGAAGCAGAGAGAUCAGUCAGACCAGUGGUUCCCUCUAGGCUGCCUUUCAAAGACAGGUCAUGUGGUGCUUCCGAGGCAGGUAGAGGCAACUUUAGUGAGGUGUGCAGGCAGUCAAUUGAGUUCUUAAAAAAUGUUAGCGGAGAAGCAAUAAAGGUGGCUGAACGACUUUCAGACGAGGAGAAACAGGCACAGGGAGAGCAGUCGCAAUCGGAGGAGGACAGCAGCACAUCACGAAGCACCUCACUAUCGGACCCCUCUCAGUCCCAGCCCUCCCUCUCCGCUGGCUCCUCCCGAGGGGUCACACCCUCCAGGACAAAGGUCACAAGGGCGGCGGGCAGUGAGAGGAGGAGGAGUAAGCGGACUGGAGGAGGGAAGGAGGGCAGUAAGAACGAAGGGGCUCGCAGGUCGCCCCCCGUCGCGGAGAUCAAGCCUAGUCCACAGAGCCCCUGUGAGAGAACAGACCUUCGAAUGGCCAUCGUUGCUGAUCACCUGGGACUGAGCUGGACAGAGCUGGCUCGAGAGAUGAAUUUUUCUGUGGAUGAGAUAAACCACAUUCGUACAGAGAACCCAAACUCUCUCACAGCCCAGAGCUUUAUGCUCCUUAAGAAGUGGGUCAGUCGGGAUGGGAAAAACGCCACAACGGAUGCACUGACGGCUGUCCUGACUAAAGUGAACCGGAUGGAUAUUGUGACUCUGCUGGAAGGGCCCAUAUUUGACUAUGGUAACAUUUCAGGCACCAGAAGUUUUGCAGAUGAUAGCGCUGUGUGCCAGGAAAAGGCGGAUGGCUGGCUCACAGAGACAUCAAACACAGAGCCGCCCGCUUCAGGGCGGGGUCAUGGGUCAGACUACAUGGACCGACAAGACAACAGUCAGGAGAACUCCAGUGACUCCAUGACAUCAUCAUCCCGAGCGGAUUCAGGAAAACCUCGGCAAAAUGGCGAGCAGUCUGAUACUAUGCCCCGCUGCUCAGCGUCUCAGGAAUCAGCCAAUGGUGUGAAGGCAGGGGCGGGCAAGCAAGAAGGUGCUCUGAUCGCUGAGCACAAAGUCCAGCAGCGAUUAUCAUCAGAGACCGGCCUGGAUGAAGAGCGUACCGUCACCACCAAAGUGUUUCGUAGACGCCUCAUUCUCAAGGGAGAGGAGGCACGCAACAUUCCUGGCGAGUCAGUUUCAGAGGAACAGUUUAUUGAUGAAGAUGGAAACAUCAUCACCAGAAAAGUCAUUCGAAAGGUGAUUUGCCGUGUGGACACUCCCACUCCUGAAAGCCAGGGCUUGGGUAGUGGCAUGGGGUCACAGGGAGACCUUGCCACCCUGGGGAGGAGCCACGUCCCCCUGAUCCCUGAUAUCCAAAGCCAUCUUGCUACACAUGCUGAGGGAGAAGUUUCCAAGGUGAGGAAGAAGGAAGAAAAGCGUUCAGAAAGAAAACAUUAUUCAUAAAUGUGGCUUCACGACCAUAGACAGGUAUAUUUUUGAUCUGUUUCCUGAGCGGCGAUGCCACAAGAGCUGAAAUGAGACAUUUUGGC